AUGCAGCUAGCUCUAUUCCUCUCACUCUUGCCAGCCGUGGCUCUUGCCAUUCCUGCUCCUGUCCUCCAGCCUCGUGUCGGUAGUCCCAUUCCUGGAAGGUACAUUGUCAAGCUGCGAAAUCAGAAUCUGCAAGCUCUCAUUGAAGGAGCCCUGAAGCUUCUCAAGACAGACCCUGCCCAUGUUUAUUCGUUUGGUAACUUCGGCGGGUUUGCCGCUGAAAUGAGUGACGAUAUCGUUCAACUUCUUCGUAUCUUCCCCGGUGUCGAGUACAUCGAGCAGGAUGCUGUCGUCAAAGCGAACCUCGGCGAGAUUGAGCAUCUCGAGAAGAAGGCAUACGUUACCCAAGCUUCUUCUACUUGGGGCCUUGCUCGUAUCUCCCACAAAGCCAGGGGUGCCACUUCCUACACCUAUGACAGCACUGCUGGAGCCAACACCUGUGUGUACGUCAUCGACACUGGCAUCUCCACCACUCACCCCGAGUUUGAGGGCCGUGCUACUUUCCUUGCCAACUAUGCUGGCGAUGGCUCCAACACCGAUGGUAACGGCCACGGUACUCACUGCGCUGGAACCGUUGGAUCCAAGACCUACGGUGUAGCCAAGAAGGCGAAACUCUUUGCCGUCAAGGUCCUUGACGCCUCUGGCUCGGGUACUAACUCCGGUGUCAUUGCCGGUAUCAACUUCGUUACCAACGACUCCAAGACCCGUGCUGGCUGUACUGCCGGUGUUAUCGGCAGCAUGUCUCUUGGUGGAACCAAGUCCACCGUUGUCAACUCUGCUGUUGCCAAUGCUGUCUCCGCUGGUGUCUUCAUGGCCGUUGCCGCUGGCAACGAGGCCCAGAAUACCGCUGACGUUUCGCCUGCCUCUGAGCCCACUGCGUUUACCGUCGGCGCCUCGGACAGCUCUGACAGGUUUGCUUCUUUCUCAAACUACGGCACUUUUGUUGACAUCAUUGCUCCUGGUGUUUCCAUCCUCUCCACCUGGUUGAACGGUGGUACUAACACCAUCUCUGGCACUUCAAUGGCUACACCCCACGUCGCUGGGCUUGCUGCCUACAUUCUUGGCUUCGAGGGCAAGAAGACCCCUGCUGCUCUUGCUUCCCGCCUACAGACUCUUGCUACGAAGAACGUCAUUACCGGCCUGCCUUCUGGCACCAAGAACUACCUUGCUUUCAACGGCAAUCCCAGCGGAUAA
Ascochyta rabiei is the source of this 1191-nucleotide messenger RNA. RefSeq lists its product as uncharacterized. The record is from RefSeq and is a predicted model, not a curated record. NCBI's taxonomy places the organism in Eukaryota, Fungi, Ascomycota, Dothideomycetes, Pleosporales, Didymellaceae. Gene Ontology annotation, molecular function: serine-type endopeptidase activity. Bases 1 to 1191 code for a protein of 396 amino acids. Gene Ontology annotation, biological process: proteolysis. The transcript is spliced from 3 exons.